Babesia microti strain RI is the source of this 1089-nucleotide messenger RNA. RefSeq names its product conserved Plasmodium protein, unknown function. NCBI's taxonomy places the organism in Eukaryota, Apicomplexa, Aconoidasida, Piroplasmida, Babesiidae. The record is from RefSeq and is a predicted model, not a curated record. The transcript is spliced from 5 exons. The coding region runs from base 1 to 1089 and encodes 362 amino acids.
AUGGAUACAUUAUCACUGGGAAUUAUUGGAUGUUUAGGAAUUGGAUUUGGUAGAUAUGCGUUCAAAAAUUAUCGAUUUCCACACAUUUCAGAGUGUGGUUGCAUUGGGAAGUGUUACAGAAUGUUCGGGAUACACGAUCAUGAGUGUUUUGACAUCACGGUUGAGGUAAUUGAGGUGUCCCAAGUGAGGUGUAAAAAGAAAUACAUCGUGGAAAUUGAAUCUGGUCGCUUUCACUAUAAAACAUCGCAUAACCAAGAAGCUGAUGGUAAAGUGGGCUUCUAUGAAAAGAUAAACAUACACAUCAGGCAGUGUGACACCCAUAUCACACUAAAAUUGUAUUCAAAGGAGUUACUAAAGGAUACACUAGUUGGGUCACUUGUGAUUGGAGUAGAUGAGUUAAUGCGUGAUCAACUACCGAGGAGACGAAUGUAUACAAUGGAAAUAAAUGAUAGUUCAACUUCUAAGAUAAUGCUAAGUUUCUAUAAAGUGGGAGAUGUUCCAGAUAACAUAAGCCCCCUUAUGAUGCAGGCGUUGCUCGAAUGUCCGAAUAUGGAUCCCAGGGACGUAGAAUAUAUGAGUACCAUUGAUCAAUUGAGAUUCUUUGCCAAAGUGAUAACUGGGCCGCUGAAGAGGAUGAAUUUAUUCGGACCUACAUGGACCGAAUACUAUUUCGUUCCGAUUGAAUUGUCGCAAACUAAAUGGGAAUGGAGGUAUUGGGAAACAAGAAGUAAUUAUCUGGCUAAAAAGAAGCAUAUUGGAGCAUAUUCAUUUUUAGGUGUGAGUACGAUUGUGCCGGAUGAUUCAAAUAAAUCGCAUUUUUACGUGAAAUACCACGAUAAAUCGGGUGUAUAUGAUUUGGUAUUUAAGAGGGUAGAUAGAAAUAGGGAUAUAUGGACCCAAGGCCUAAUUGAGUUUAUCACGAGACAAAGAGAGUUGAUUUCUAAGGAAUCCCUUAAUGCAAUUAGUGACAUUGGUCUUAACAACGAGUUUAUCAAAAAUUCGAUUAAAAUUGGACGUUCCAAUGGCAACGAUAACCAAGUAUUAGGGGAUAUUAUCGCAGAUAUGAGUAAAGAAAUGAUUAUCUCUUGA